Molecule: messenger RNA, 342 nt
Organism: Symbiodinium necroappetens
Lineage: Eukaryota; Dinophyceae; Suessiales; Symbiodiniaceae
Source: the annotation of a GenBank genome assembly
AUGGCGAGCUUUUCCCAGGAUGUGAAUCCUGUUACUAUGGAGGCGAUCACGAGUGCGUAUGGCUACCCCGACCAUCUUGACACCACUGUGGCGAUCAACAUCUACAAUCCUUCGUACAUUUCGGCACACCUUGACACACCUACUCACUUCAACAUCACCCAGCGGGGGCGUCCCUUUGGGACUGCUGUGGUCCAAGAGGCCGUUUGCUUAGCCAGGGCCCGCCUAAGCCGCACAACUGCAGCGUUAAGAACUUUAGCGAUUCAGAUGCGAGUCGUUGACUUUGGUCCUGUUCGGAUGGUCGCAGUCGGGUGCGGCCCGAGACUUGACAAUCCAGAGUUUUGA